Molecule: messenger RNA, 1326 nt
Organism: Pieris macdunnoughi
Lineage: Eukaryota; Metazoa; Arthropoda; Insecta; Lepidoptera; Pieridae
Source: the annotation of a GenBank genome assembly
AUGAUUUUUAAAGUCAAAGCUCCAUCAAUGGAUUCUGGUGAGGAUUUUAACGCCGUUGAAAUUGAACGACAAAGUUUGGAUUACAAAGAUUGUUCUAAACGCUUUUACGAAGUAUCUCGAGACUAUUCUAAACAGUAUGCUCACAUAUAUUCUGCAAGGUUAAACACAUUUAGAAAUAUCUUGGGUCCUUUAAUUAAUAAAAAGUGGUCAAAUAAGUACAAGAUUUUAAAACUUUGUGAUUUGCGAGAGAAAGGAGAACCUUGUGUCAUUAUCGGUACACUUUUUAAACUGCAAGAACUGAAACCUAGUAUUUUGAAGGAGCUUUCAGAUCAAUUGGAAAUUAUACCACAGCCAGCUAGGACCCAUUUUGUACAUGAAACUGACACUGUAGUAUUGGAAGAUGAAUUACAAAGAAUCAAGCUGUCAGGCCUCUGCAUUAAUACUGAUGAAAUUGUCACUGGAGUUGUCGUUGCUAUUCUGGGAUCUGAAGAUGAAGAUGGCAUAUUCUCUAUACAGGAUAUAUGCUGGUCUGGCUGUAAUCUACAAAAGCCUCUACCAGAGUCAACCAGUGAUAGAUUUGUAGUUUUGAUGUCUGGAAUUAACUUAGCAUCCAAAACUGCUGAUCAUCUGUUUUCCUUAAAUCUUUUUCUGGAGUGGAUAUCAGGGUUUUGUGGAACAUCUGAAUAUCAAGAAGAAAUUUCAAAAGUUGUAAGAGUGAUUAUAGCAGGUGGUGUUUAUGCCAAACAUUCAAAUGAUAUUAUGCUCAGUGAAGCUGAUGUUAUUGCAGCAUCAGAACAGGUGGAUUCAUUUUGUGCAGCUGUUAGUGCUACUGCUCCUUUAGACUUGAUGCCAGGAUGCAAAGACCCAGUAGGGAUAAUGUUGCCGCAAAAACCAUUCCACUAUUGUCUAUUCCCUAAGGCUGUUGAAUAUAAAUCAUUCAACAGGGUCUCCAAUCCUUACGAAUGUGAUAUUGGUGGCUUGACUUGUUUGGGUUCUUCUGGUGAACCAGUAAAAGAUAUUAUGAGAUAUAGUAAAUUAAAUAAUGAAAUUGAAGUAAUGAAGAAGACACUACAAUGGAGACAUAUGGCCCCAACAUGUCCUGACACAGUGCCAUGUAUACCCUGUCUGGAUACAGAUCCAUUUACUAUGUACAACUGUCCUAAUAUAUAUUAUAGUGGAAAUGCAGGAGAGUUUUCAACUGAACUUUACAAGGGCGAAGGUGGACAAAAAGUUCGUCUGGUAGCCGUUCCCGAUUUUUGUGAGACAAAAACUAUAGCUUUAAUUAAUUUGGCUAAUUUAGAAUGUUUUAGUAUGACAUUUUGUUAA